Molecule: messenger RNA, 350 nt
Organism: Sceloporus undulatus (fence lizard)
Lineage: Eukaryota; Metazoa; Chordata; Lepidosauria; Squamata; Phrynosomatidae
Product: DNA-directed RNA polymerases I, II, and III subunit RPABC1
Exons: 2
Coding region: 87-335 (82 amino acids)
Biological process (GO): DNA-templated transcription
Cellular component (GO): RNA polymerase III complex; RNA polymerase I complex; RNA polymerase II, core complex
Molecular function (GO): DNA binding; DNA-directed RNA polymerase activity
Source: RefSeq, a predicted model, not a curated record
CGCAGUACGCUCUCCCAGCGCCUUUAUAGUACAUCAUCACCCGGCGCGUUGCUUCAGUGCAGUGGUGGAGGCCUUGCGUAGAGACGAUGGACGACGAGGAAGAGACGUAUCGUCUGUGGAAGAUCCGGAAGACCAUCAUGCAGCUCUGCCAUGAUCGAGGCUAUCUAGUGACCCAGGAUGAGUUGGACCAGACGCUGGAAGAGUUCAAAGCCCAGUUUGGUGACAAGCCCAGUGAAGGGCGGCCCCGACGCACCGAUCUCACUGUGCUGGUGGCCCACAAUGAUGACCCCACAGAUCAGAUGUUUGUCUUUUUCCCAGGUAAUCGCAUAAAAUGAAGAAGAACAUAGACU